This is a messenger RNA of Melampsora larici-populina 98AG31, 450 nucleotides long. RefSeq lists its product as uncharacterized. NCBI's taxonomy places the organism in Eukaryota, Fungi, Basidiomycota, Pucciniomycetes, Pucciniales, Melampsoraceae. The transcript has 2 exons. Bases 1 to 450 code for a protein of 149 amino acids. The record is from RefSeq and is a predicted model, not a curated record.
AUGGAUCCUGACAAAUAUUUUGAAAAAGUACUUGCUGGACAAUCAUUUCAGUAUAGAUGUUUGCUGUGUAAAGGCAAAUCAAUGAAAGAUACCACUCAUCAUAAAACCCUAGCAAAUCACCGAGCCAGGGUUCUUGCAAAACAGAGACAGGAGCAACACGAUGCCAACCUAGCCGCUUAUAAUCCUCUUGGAUCAUUUCUUGAAUUAGGAGAAGGUCAUGAUAAUAAAUCACCAAUUACAUCAGACUUUGGUGAUGUUCAGGGAAACAUCAUCAUUGAAGAACACGAUGAAGAGUUUGCUCUUCCAAAUGGAGUCAGUUUUUCAGAAGCUCUGAUGAGACUUAUGACAAGCAGCACGAGCGAUUCAGAUGAUCAAUCAGAGCAAUCAGUUCAGAGUGAAUCACCAAUCGAUCUAGUGGACCUGGAUUUGGACCUUCUUCUGCGCAAUUGA